CUUCAGGUGGCGCUUUAUUAACUGAGAACGAAGGGAGUUGUGUAUAAAUUGGCAAGUGGAAAAGUACGAAUUAACCUAAUCUUUGUUUUUAACUAAAUUGUCAUCAUUUCUGAUGAAGUUAAACAGGCAGUGCAUAAAUGGUUCCACAACAAGAUCUUUUCUUCUGUGGAAUCGAGAAGUUAAUGACUCAUUGAAGAACCUGCUGAACGUCAGGAAGUUCCAUUGAAGAAUGAUGAUAGUGGUUUUUGGCUAUUUUCAUGGAUUGUAUAAAGAUAACAUUUGAGAAAUUGGAAGUUGAAACAAUUGUAAAUGAAGUUAUUUCUCCAACAUGUGGCGGGGUAUCUGUUUUCAUAGGAACAACAAGGGAUAAUGAAGAAGGUAAAAAAGUUUUGGAACUACAAUAUGAAGCAUAUGAUGCAAUGGCAUUAAAAGAAAUGAGAAAAAUAAGUAACGAAAUGAGGCAAAAAUGGCCAGUUAAAAAUAUUGCAAUCGUUCAUCGGAAGGGUACGGUACCAGUCGGUGAAGCCAGUGUUGUUGUUGCCGCAUGUUCUGAACACAGAAGGGAAGCACAAGAAGCAGUCAUGUGGUGCAUGGAUGCUUUGAAAGAAAAGGUACCAAUAUGGAAAAAGGAAAUAUAUGAAGAUGGUUGUACUUGGAAAGAAAAUAAAGAAUGCCCAUGGACUAAAUGAAUUAUUUACAUAUUUUUCUGUUUAUUGUUCUUCAAUCUUAUAAGUAAUUUGUUAUGGUAAGAUAUAUUUAGUGUUCAUGCAGAAUGUAAGUCAUUUUAAAUAGAUGUUAAACUGAUAUUUAAGUUUUCAAAAUGUGAGUCAUAUAAAAUACUACUAUUUUCAAACUAAUUAUUUAUAAAUUUUAAUAAUAAUUUAAAAUUGUAUCUCAGGUUACAUGUGUGUGCCAAUUAAAACAUAUAUAUUUUUUAUUUUUCAUAUUGCAUACUCAAUGCAAUAUAUGAAAGGUCAGCACAACAAGCAUUUUUGUAAUGCUGUAAUGGAGUCUUUCAAAUAUUUAAGAAAUAAUUUUGCAUUUAGUAAUAACAUUACCAAGUUUGAUUUGCACAAAAAUUAAUGUAAGGAAAGUUAUUGCAAUAUUUUAAAUGUUGUCUAAAUUUUCUUAUUUAUUAAAAUCGUUAUUAGUCUAACUAGAUUAUAAUUUGUUAUAAUUAAG
This is a messenger RNA of Centruroides sculpturatus (bark scorpion), 1182 nucleotides long. RefSeq names its product molybdopterin synthase catalytic subunit-like. The transcript is spliced from 3 exons. The record is from RefSeq and is a predicted model, not a curated record. The coding region runs from base 258 to 689 and encodes 143 amino acids. NCBI's taxonomy places the organism in Eukaryota, Metazoa, Arthropoda, Arachnida, Scorpiones, Buthidae. Gene Ontology annotation, cellular component: cytosol. Gene Ontology annotation, biological process: Mo-molybdopterin cofactor biosynthetic process. Gene Ontology annotation, molecular function: molybdopterin synthase activity.